UUACAGUGACAGAGCUACUGGCAGCAAAAGUGGCCAUACUGAUUGCCAGGCUGGAGGCGUUCAAUGCGACUGUGGUGGCGUUGGAGCAGCAGGUCGCUCAGCUCGUGGCUGAUGGUGAGAAUUGCUCAAUGACUUUUACUAUUUUGACUUUAAGACUAUGUUAUUCCAAGUCAACCUGUAGUGGCACGUGUUGAAACCAAUUUUUAUAAUGAAAUAAUUGGUUCAAGGUCCAAGUUAGUGGAAAAAACAUGUUUUAUGCGACUAAGUAGUCCCCGUUAAAGCACUAAUUUUUUAACCUGUAGUUACUUUACUUGUAACUGAUAUUAUUAUUUCUAUGUUUCAGAGUUUGAGAAUGACACCAUAACUGAAACAAAACCAGGUAUAUAAUCCUAUCCCAUAAUAACUGAAACCAAACCAAGUAUAUAAUCCAAUCCUAUUAUAUCUGAAACCAAACCAGGUAUAUAAUCCAAUCCUAUUAAAUCUGAAACCAAACCAGGUAUAUAAUCCAAUCCUAUUAUAUCUGAAACCAAACCAGGUAUAUAAUCCAAUCCUAUUAAAUCUGAAACCAAACCAGGUAUAUAAUCCAAUCCUAUUUUAUCUGAAACCAAACCAGGUAUAUCAUCCAAUCCUAUUAAAUCUGAAACCAAACCAGGUAUAUGAUCCAAUCCUAUUAUAUCUGAAACAAAACCAGGUGUAUCAUCCAAUCCUAUUAUAUCUGAAACAAAACCAGGUGCAUCAUCCAAUCCCAUAAUAAUUUCUUUGAAAUAUUUCCUCUUACUCAUAACACUUCAGUUUUUGAACUACUUCCUAUUUCCUUGUUGUAUUUUCAUUUGUCCUGUCUGGUGAAGAAGGCGCUUAGUCGAAACGUUCUUGUUGUAUUUUCAUGUGUCCUGUCUGGUGAAGAAGGCGCUUAGUCGAAACGUUCUUGUUGUAUUGUCUUGUCUUUCUUUUUUGAAUCUUCCACAUACAUUUCCUUCACACGGCUUGAACGCAGUCCUUCGUCUAUUUUCCUCUUACCCGGCAUGCUUUGCUCUCUAACAGACCCUCUUCAUUGUUGAACUUGUCAAUGAAUGUUUGAAUUUUGAGCAGAAGCAGAUGUUAAAAUGGGCCCAGGGACAUUUCCUCUAGCAUAAUCACACCCUUCGUCACUAAAUCUCUUGUCCCCAAAUGUCAACUUGCAGCAGACGACCUGAGGCGGUACUUCGUGUCAACCAACUCCAGCUAUUUCCUGAUCAGGGGCAAGGAAGACACCGACAGCUUCAAGGCUCAGGUGGGUGGGGGUGUGUGGUUGUAUGUCUGUGUGUGUGUGUGUGUGUGUGUGUGUGUACAGUUACUAGUACAGUUAUUUAAGCAAUGAAUGGUACAAUUAUGGUACAAAAACGGUACAGUUAUCGCAACAGUUAGUGACACAAUUAUUUGUACAGUUACUGGUAUAUGCAUAUGAUGGUACAGUUAUUGGUACAUUAAAUGGUAUAUUUAUUGCUACAUAUACUAAGAAAAUGAUUGUUACAGUUAUUGGUAAAGUACAGUUAUCGGUACAUUUACUAGCUCAGUUACUUAGAUCCACAAUCACUGGUACAUAUUCAUGAAAAAUCUCUAACGUCAAACAACGGUGUACGUUUUGUACGCAGACAUCAUGGAUAUCUCGAAAACUAGUAACCAUGGUUACAAACAAACCCUUAGUUUUUGAAACACACAGAACGACUGUUUCUCACCAAUGAUUCAUGAUAUGGACUCACAACUACACGAUGAUAGAUUGAUGCGGAAGUGGUUGAAAUUUUACGUAUCCCUUUCAUUUGCAAAAUUGAAAAAGGAAAAUAAUCAUUUCAUGGGCAUGAAUUUAUCAAUCUUCAUAUAUAUACAGAAAACAAUGUGUUUGAACUCCAUUCCUUAUUCUUUGUUGCUUCUUGUCGGUGAAGGCAUCUAGCCGAAACGUUCCUGUUUAAUUAUCCUGGUCUUUUCAUUUCAAGUCUGAACAUAUAUUGUUGGUAUAUUUCCUUCACACGGCUUCAAGGCAGUCAAAUGUUUACUAUCUUAGACAGAAGCUUUAAGUCUAUUAAGGGGAGGGGGGGGGAGGGUUUUGGACAACUUUGAAGUUUUAAGUCUAUUUACACAAUUAUUUUUUUACUUUCCGACAGGCCGUCUGCGAAUCAAAACAACUUUACCUCGCCGAGAUCAACGACCAGGAAGAAUUUAAUCUCGUGGAGAUUGAAGUUGGUAAGUAGCCUGUCAACUUGGCCUUUAAGAAUAUAACAUUUAUCGAACGAGCUCAGAUUUGAAAAAAGUUCGAGUCCAAACUCUCCUGACUCAAGCUUUAUUUCCAAACUCAGAAGUCUUGACUGCAUCGGUACCACUUUGUCGUAAAACAGCUAUUUGGAAAUGAAAUCUAGAAAACACACCAGUGCAAACUGAACAAAAAACAUUCAGAACAACAUAUUUCCCCUCAGGUCCCUAUGUGCUGGACGACUGGCCCAUUCUGAUUGGAGGGAAGAGACGUCUGGGGGCCACCGAAUGGACCUGGCAGUACAGUGGGAACGUGGUGAGCUGAUUCAUGUCAUUUUCUUAUAGUCUGCAUUGUCUGUCCCUUUCCUGGCUUGUCUAGCGUGCCUGCCUUAUCUGCCUCACCUGCCUUAUCUGUACCCUUCCUGCCUUGCCUGAAUUGCCUGCGCCUUGCGUGACCUCUUCCUGGCUUGUCUGACUUGCCUGGCUUGUCUGACUUGUCUGUCCCAUCCUGCCUGCUCUGUCUCGCUUGCCUCCUCUGCCUCGCCCGCCAUGUCGGCCAUGUCUGCCUAUGCCGGAUUUUAGUCAUUUUCUAAACUAUCGACACAUUUUUCCAUUGAACCUAUUUCAGAAUGAACACAAUGGAUCCCUGACCACAUGCAUUCUAUCAAUUAUUGAGUAACUGGCAUAUCUUCUAUAUGUUAUUUUCUGACGGCUUCGAUGCCUUACACUGUCAACCUGUGGCAAUAGCCAGUUAGCGAUGUACACGAUGUUUGUUAUACAUUAUGUCAUUUGCAUCGAAUAACGAAUAGGCCAAGUUUUAAUAAUAUUUUUUUCUCACUACAAUAAUUUAAUUACAUUAGUCUGAUUGAAGACUUCAGAUUUAUAAAAAUAUAUGUCACUGGGUGAGUCUGUGAUUCUAUAUAAGUGUGUGUGUGCUUGUCUCUGUGUGAGUCUGUGAUUCUGUAUAAGUUUGUGUGUGCUUGUCUCUGUGUGAGUCUGUGAUUCUGUAUAAGUUUGUGUGUGCGUGUCUCUGGCUGAGUCUGUCAUUCUGUAUAAGUUUGUGUGUGCUUGUCUCUGGGUGAGUCUGUGAUUCUGUAUAAGUUUGUGUGUGCUUGUCUCUGUGUGAGUCUGUGAUUCUGUAUAAGUUUGUGUGUGCUUGUCUCUGUGUGAGUCUGUGAUUCUGUAUAAGUUUGUGUGUGCUUGUCUCUGUGUGAGUCUGUGAUUCUGUAUAAGUGUGUGUGUGCUUGUCUCAGUGUGAGUCUGUGAUUCUGUAUAAGUUUGUGUGUGCUUGUCUCUGUGUGAGUCUGUGAUUCUGUAUAAGUUUGUGUGUGCUAGUCUGUGGGUGAGUCUGUGAUUCUGUAUAAGUUUGUGUGUGCUUGUCUCUGUGUGAGUCUGUGAUUCUGUAUAAGUUUGUGUGUGCUUGUCUCUGUGUGAGUCUGUGAUUCUGUAUAAGUUUGUGUGUGCUUGUCUCUGGGUGAGUCUGUGAUUCUGUAUAAGUUUGUGUGUGCUUGUCUCUGUGUGAGUCUGUGAUUCUGUAUAAGUUUGUGUGUGCUUGUCUCUGUGUGAGUCUGUGAUUCUGUAUAAGUGUGUGUGUGCUUGUCUCAGUGUGAGUCUGUGAUUCUGUAUAAGUUUGUGUGUGCUUGUCUCUGUGUGAGUCUGUGAUUCUGUAUAAGUUUGUGUGUGCUAGUCUGUGGGUGAGUCUGUGAUUCUGUAUAAGUUUGUGUGUGCUUGUCUCUGUGUGAGUCUGUGAUUCUGUAUAAGUUUGUGUGUGCUUGUCUCUGUGUGAGUCUGUGAUUCUGUAUAAGUUUGUGUGUGCUUGUCUCUGGGUGAGUCUGUGAUUCUGUAUAAGUUUGUGUGUGCUUGUCUCUGUGUGAGUCUGUGAUUCUGUAUAAGUUUGUGUGUGCUUGUCUCUGUGUGAGUCUGUGAUUCUAUAUAAGUUUGUGUGUGCUUGUCUCUGUGUGAGUCUGUGAUUCUAUAUAAGUUUGUGUGUGCUUGUCUCUGUGUGAGUCUGUGAUUCUGUAUACGUUUGUGUGUGCUUGUCUCUGGGUGAGUCUGUUAUUCUGUAUAAUUUUGUGUGUGUGUUUAUGUAUGUGUGUAUGUCAAUGUGGGCCUGUAACUGAUGUCAAUAAAAGUCCCAUUUCGAAUACAUCCCUAUCAUAUUAAAUAUACAUUGUAAGAGAGCGAGAUUCUUGAAGAGUCAGAUUUAAAAAGUUUGGAAUUAAAGUGUGCGUUUGAAGCGAGAUUUUAAACAUUCAUUUUUGGAUGAACAGAUUAAUGCUUGUAAAUCUAGGGAAUUGUAGCUUCUUGUGAAUAAAGUUAUAGAGUGUCGAUAGCCUUAAUUUAAGAACCACUGUUAAAAAACAUUACAUUUUAAUGUUACUAUUUAAAGCCCUGUCAGACUGGUGCGAUCCUAAUACAGUAAGCAAUUUCAAUUGUACAUCAGAUUAAUUAGACACGAACCAUUUGUGUCAAUAUUAUAAUAUAUGUUAAGCUUUAAGAAUACUACAACAUACAUAAGUCAACGUCUCGGCGCAUGCCAUCAUCAGUACAACAACAAAACAUUUAAAUAAGUCUAAAUUAAAUGUACAUAAUAUAUAUAUAUAUAUAUACGUACAUGGGCGCCCGCAAAAAACUUUCUAAGGGGGGGGGGAUUUUUUUAGUAAUGUUUUAAUGUAGUUUAAAUUUACUGUAGCGUAUUUGUAUGGUGAACGAACGAAAAGGACAUCAGCUUAGUUAUUUUCUCUUUACUUUAAUACAUUUUUUGUCUAUUUUUGUCUAAAAAUUUGUAUCUAAUCAAUCCGGGGGGGGGGGGCAAGCAGCCCCCUUGCCCCCCUCCCCCCUGCGAGCGCCCAUGUAUACGUAUAUCCUACCUAAGAAAAAGAGAACAAAAAAUAGGAGUGGGGGCAAAAUAACCAAAGAAAAACAAAGUAUGCACAGGAAGUGACUUGGAGUUAAAUGUAAAAACCCAAACAGGAAAAAGACAUGGCAGUUAGAUAAAAUUGUACAACACAUUCUUUUAAAACACACACACUCACUCACAUUUGCAACAGUGUAAUAAUAAAAUAUAUAAACUAGAAUUACAAAGUACUAACUAUUAGAGGCUUAAUGUGUACUGUGAAAUGUUUUUCAUUACUCCAACAGGUCAACUACUUCUCCUGGGCCGUGGGCGAACCAGUUCUCGCCAGCAUCAACAGCGACUGCAUCGCUCUGAGAACUCUCGCGGGCCUGGCCGAGAUGGUGUCCGUGCCCUGCUACACUGAGAAGCGCCAGUUCUACUUCCUGUGUGAGAAGGAUCUCAAGUAGCCAGCUACCGUACCUACGCGACUGCCUAUCACUCCAUAACGACGCAUUCAUGACAAGCUUUCAGAACAAGAGUUAGCAAGGAGGACGUCCGAGAUGGAAGAAAAAAAAAACUAAAGAAAAAAUGUGAUAGGUUUCAAGUGUCGUCUUGAAGUCUGUCAGUGCCACUGUCUGUUGUAUGGUUGGAAGUAGAAUAUCAUUCAAAAAAAUAGUAGUGGAAAAAAUUGAAAGGCUGUAAGAUUUUUUUCCUUUUUUGUAAAGUAUAUAGAUAUAAUUUCUAUUUUAUAAAUUCAUAUGUCCUAGCUGAGUGUCUGUGAUUGUACAUAAAUGUGUAUAUAUACACACGACCACGCCUCUAUAAAAUAACUCUAUUUAAAUGUAUAGAAUAACGUGUCACAGGCUCAACAGUGGAAUGAACUGUAGUCACAAGGAACGCCACCCACCAAGAACUGUUGCAAUAAAAGAAUGUAUACAACACUGCUA
This is a messenger RNA of Lymnaea stagnalis (great pond snail), 6006 nucleotides long. Lineage: Eukaryota; Metazoa; Mollusca; Gastropoda; Lymnaeidae. The record is from the annotation of a GenBank genome assembly.